Molecule: messenger RNA, 1335 nt
Organism: Musa acuminata AAA Group (dessert banana)
Lineage: Eukaryota; Viridiplantae; Streptophyta; Magnoliopsida; Zingiberales; Musaceae
Product: agmatine coumaroyltransferase-2-like
Exons: 2
Coding region: 1-1335 (444 amino acids)
Molecular function (GO): acyltransferase activity, transferring groups other than amino-acyl groups
Source: RefSeq, a predicted model, not a curated record
AUGGCGGAACAGAUCAAAGCCGUGAAGGUGAGGGUGGAGAGCUCGAAGCUCGUCAAGCCUUCGUAUGUAGGCGAACCGCCGUCCACCGAUCUCUGCAUUCCUCUCAGUGUCUUCGACAAGAUCAAUUACAAAGUCCACGGGGCCGUCAUCUACGCCUUCCGGCCGCCGACGCCGCCCAACACGGACAUCGAGAAGGGGCUUGUCACGGCGCUGUCCGAGCACCGGGAGUGGGCUGGCCGGCUGCACGAGGACGCCCAGGGUGAGCCCGUCAUCCUCCUCAAUGACGCCGGGGCAAGGUUCAUCGAGGUGUCGUCGGAUGACGUGCUCGAUCGAGCCGUCAUUCACGAGCCGUCGACGGCCUUGUUGCCGCUGCAUCCGUGGGUCAAAGGCGUGGAGGAGCUGUUGCAGGUGCAGCUGACGAGGUUCGCGUGUGGAACCCUGGUGGUGGGCUACACGUCGCAUCACUGGGUCGCCGAUGGCCAUUCCAUGAGCAAGUUCAUCGUGGCAUGGGGUCUCGCCACACGGGGCCUUCCGAUGGAUCCCCUCCCCUUGCACGGCCGCGGCGCCUUCUUCAUCCCCCGCAAUCCACCUCGCGUCGAGUUCGAGCACCGUGGGGUGGAGUUCACGGCCAGGAAGGCGUUCGACGCCGAGGACGCCGCGGACGACAUAGCGGACGACAUAGUCUUCCACAAGGCGCACUUCAGCAGAGAAUUCCUGGAGAUGCUCAAGGCUAAGGCCUCGAUCGGGGCCGACCGGCGCUACAACACGUUCGAGAGCCUGAUGGCGCACUUAUGGCGAGUUGUGAGCGUAGCCCGCGGGGUGGACGAGCGCAUCACCAGCGGCCUCCGCAUCUCCGUCAACGGCCGCGCGAGACUGAGGCCCCCUGUGCCGGACGAAUACCUCGGCAACCUGGUGCUGUGGGCGUUUCCCCGCGUGAAGGUGGGGGAUCUCGUCAACAGGCCACUGCAGUUCGCGGCGGCGCUCAUCCACGAGGAGACCGCGAGGAUGGACGACGGAUAUUUCAGAUCGUUGAUAGAUUUCGCGAGCUUGGAGGACGUGAAGGACGAGGCGCUGGAGGGAGCGGCCGAAGCGAACUAUAGGGUGAUGAACCCAAACUUGGAGGUGCACAACUUGGUGAGGUUCCCGUUCUGGGACCUCGAUUUUGGUAGUGGGAAGCCAUUCAUGUUCAUGCCAUGCUACGUGCCCGUGGAGGGAAUAAUGUUCUUGGUGCCAUCCCCCACUCGAGACGGAAGCAUGGACGUUUACGUGGCCUUGUUAAAACACAACGUGUCCUCGUUCAAGCAGCUGUGUCAUAUGGUAAGGCCUAAUUUGUAA